Molecule: messenger RNA, 2103 nt
Organism: Scheffersomyces stipitis CBS 6054
Lineage: Eukaryota; Fungi; Ascomycota; Pichiomycetes; Serinales; Debaryomycetaceae
Gene: HEM1
Product: 5-aminolevulinate synthase
Exons: 1
Coding region: 206-1927 (573 amino acids)
Biological process (GO): heme biosynthetic process
Cellular component (GO): mitochondrion
Molecular function (GO): 5-aminolevulinate synthase activity; pyridoxal phosphate binding
Source: RefSeq, a predicted model, not a curated record
AUCGAACUUCUGGACUCUGUAGGUGUAACGAGUACUUGUCUCUGGUGUAUCUAUUCUAGUUUGUAAGCAAACGACAAAAAAAACAAAAAAAGACAUUCAAAUUUUUCAUUGAUAUUGAAUUUUAUUGAACAAGUAUCGUCUCAAUAAUCUUUAAUUUCUUCAACGUUUCCAGCCGUACCCCGUUUUUCACUUUUUUCCAAGAAAGAUGGAGUCCUUAACCAGGGCCUCUAUGGCCGUGUGUCCAUUCGUCAAGGCUUCGAGUGCUCAGACUUUGCGUCAGAUCUCGAGAUCGUCUUCCGGAGGAUUGGCUAGCCAGGCUCGUCAAUGCCCAUUCAUGGGAGCUGCCAUGAGAGCUCAGGAAAGAAACUAUUCCAGUGCUACACGUCCCGCUAGAGCCACUGCCUCGACUGCUGCCACAUCCUCUGCUACAGCUUCUUCUCCUUACGCAUUCAAAGGUGAAGAUCUCACUGCUAGUGACAUCAGUCUUGGUAGCAACGAAUCAGCAUUUGAUUUCCACGGCUACAUGGCAGACGAAUUGCACAGAAAGAGAGAAGACAAGUCCUAUCGUUUCUUCAACAACAUCAACCGUUUGGCCCAAGACUUCCCCAAGGCUCAUCGCUCCAAUGAGGAAGACAGGGUUACCGUCUGGUGUUCUAACGACUACCUCGGUAUGGGCAAAAACACUAACACCCUCAACGAGAUGAAGAGGGUCUUGGAAGUGUACGGUUCCGGUGCUGGUGGUACGAGAAACAUUGCCGGCCACAACGUCCAUGCCAUCAAAUUGGAGUCGGAACUCGCUGCUUUGCAUAAGCAUGAGGCGGCGUUGGUAUUUUCGUCCUGUUUCGUUUGUAAUGAUGCUGUGUUGUCACUUUUUGGACAGAAGAUCAAGGACUUGGUCAUUUUCUCCGAUGUCUUGAACCAUGCCUCCAUGAUCCAGGGAAUCAAGAAUUCUAGAGCUAAGAAGCAUAUCUUCAAGCACAACGACUUAGCUGACUUGGAAGCCAAAUUGGCUCAGUAUCCCAAGUCGACUCCCAAGUUGAUCGCUUUCGAGUCCGUCUACUCCAUGUGUGGCUCCAUCGCUCCCAUUGAAGCAAUUUGCGACUUGGCUGAAAAGUAUGGAGCCUUGACCUUCUUGGACGAAGUUCAUGCUGUAGGUAUGUACGGUCCCCAUGGGGCUGGUGUAGCCGAGCACUUGAACUUUGAAGCUCAUUUGAAGUCUGGAAUUGAACAUCCAGACAUUAAAACCGUCAUGAGUAGAGUCGAUAUGGUCACCGGUACUUUAGGUAAAGCUUUCGGUACGGUUGGUGGCUAUAUCACUGGUAAGGCCAGCAUGAUCGACUGGUUCAGAUCUUAUGCACCAGGCUUCAUCUUCACCACGUCGUUGCCUCCAGCCAUCAUGGCCGGUUCCAGUGCUUCGAUCAGAUACCAGAGAGCCACUUUGCAGGACAGAAUUGCCCAGCAGAAGAACACUAGAUACGUCAAGAACAACUUGAAUGCCAUCGGUAUUCCCGUCAUGCCCAACCCAGCGCACAUUGUUCCUGUUUUGAUUGGAAAUGCUGCUGAUGCUAAGAAGGCUUCGGACUUAUUGUUGAACAAGCACGACAUAUAUGUCCAGGCUAUCAACUUCCCCACCGUUCCUAUUGGUGAAGAGAGAUUGAGAAUCACCCCUACUCCCGGUCACGGUCCCGAACUCUCCAACCAAUUGAUUGAGGCUGUUGAUUCUGUGUUCAACGAGUUGAACUUGAGCAGAAUCAGCGACUGGGAAAGAAACGGCGGUUUGUGUGGUGUUGGUGAGCGCGACGCUGCUCCAAUUGAACAUAUUUGGACCGACGCCCAGUUGGCUUUGUCUGACUCCGAUUUGAACCCUAAUGUUUUUGACCCUGUCGUCGCUCCAAUUGGUGUUUCCUCGGGUGUUUCCUCUUACUAAGGCACUAGUACGGCCCUGGUGAGGAAUGCUUUUUUUACAUCCGGUGCAACCUUGGGUUUAGCUGGUGGAGUUUUUUACAUUCGUAACUGGGUUCAGACUGCCGACUCUUUGUAUCAACAAUAGUUAUCUAUUCUCUAUAUAUGUGCGUAUAACGCUGAAAUAUGACCAAAUCUAAC